CAUAUUACACAGUUGCUAGGACCAAUAACCAACGCUAUUUCAUUACAGGUCCGCCUGGAAUUGGACUGACUUCGCCAACGCAGAGAAAAGUGUAUAUAAACCUACCCGCUGUAGGAUUGUGAUAAUACCCACACAAAGACCUAGCAUGGUUGUAAACGACACUCCAUCUGUGGCGGGGUGCUGCUGGGGAUAUUAGCUUGUAAUUAAGUCAUAACGAGGAAAAGCCCGUUACCUACACUGGAUAUAUGACAGCAGUGGUGACAUUAUCAAUAGCGGCAAAGGAUACACAUGUGUAAGCUUGGUGACAGUAACGACAGGGAUACUUAUAUGUAUACGUUGGCGGAAACAGCACAAACAUAAUAUUAUCGUGUAAAUAACCGGAUAUUUACACAAACGCCAAUGGUGGAACUAUGCACAUGCUCAUAUAUCUAUUGGUUAUUAUUAUCUACAGUACGAUCCCAAGUUUUAUACGAGGACGUAUAGAACAAAGCCAAGACAUAGAAAGUCACACUAAUUUAUUACAAGCUAUCCUAUGGGAGGAAAGGCGUUUUGAAGAUAUAGAAAAACGUGCCCAUGACCAUGUGAUACAGGAGAACACAUUAGAAUGCUGUCCUACCCACACUCGGAGAAUUGCUCCACUCGGAGGCCUUUCUCGUGAUAACAAGUUACUACAGCUUUAUAGAGAUACCAGGACAGUGCAAAGGUUUUACGAAAAAUCAUGCUCGCCUUUUGUAUUAAAUAGAGCGUGCCGAUUUAUAGACAAUACAUAUUAUUCAAGAUGCAUUCAAGACUAUACAUACAUGUAUGCCAUAGUGAAAGAUUUUAACGUGACUCAGCCAUACAGGGUGGAUUUCAUGCGUGUGAAAGCGGGAUGCUCGUGUAGGGUAGAGCAACAGUCAGCGGAAGUGAUUGAGUUAAAGUGAUAUUUCUAGUUUAUAGUGGAAGGUCACAGAGAAAGCAUUAAAAUGGAUAUAUUUAUAGAAAAUAAGACACGUACCACGUUGGCUUGAGGACGUGCUCAAGCUAAAUAGUUUGUAUUCUAUGAAGUUUAUUGUUUCACUCCCUUUUCCUUCGUUUCAUGUCUCCCUGGGAUUCCACUACCUUUUCUAAAAGAAGGCUCAUUCAUUUCUUUUCCUUUUCAGCUUGUUCUACAACUUCUAAAAUAAAAUCAUAAAGAUACACGAAUGAUUUAUCUAAAUAAUUAUCUUUAAGUUUUAUUCUAUUAUCAUAGAAAUGUUCAUUGGCUCAUGUUCCUGGUUUCGUCAAAUAUCUAUUUCUGUUGUAUGUAUCCCUUGAGCAUUUCCAGAGAUCUGUCACUAAUAAUGGUAACAUUUUAUACGUCACCGAUCCCAUGCUUUUAGCUCGUAAUUGAAUGAUAGAAUAUUUAACGUUGAAUUUACUUCCUAUACUUUGAAUUUCCUAACAUGAAACUGUCAAUCAACCCAGAGAAGGUUGGAUGUUUUUAUUGCUUAGAGUUUUGUCACAAACACCCACGCGUAACAUUGCAUAUCUGUUUUAUCACAUAAGGUUAUAUAUACGGUUUCUCUAGAGUAAUACCAUGACAUAUGUAAAUUAUAUUAAUGGUUUCCCAAAUAUCGCAAUAAGCAACAUAACGUAGGUAAAAAUAACAUGUUUUACUUAAGUUGAACUCAGUGAAGAUACAAAAUCUGUUCCAUCCCACAUUGGACACGAGUAGAUUACAUUAACAGGUGGGCUGGAAUGAAUGUCGUUUCUCAAACUGCAUAAUUAGUAGUGACAAAUAUACCCUUCUGUCUCUGAUUUAUCGAAACUUUACUUAUUCUAUGUUUUUCGCAUAAUGGUUUUGCUGUAUUAAGAAAUAUUUAUUAAAUAAACAUUAAAAUAUUGACUAUAUUUUCA
This is a messenger RNA of Pecten maximus, 1878 nucleotides long. RefSeq lists its product as uncharacterized. The record is from RefSeq and is a predicted model, not a curated record. The coding region runs from base 411 to 923 and encodes 170 amino acids. The transcript has 4 exons. NCBI's taxonomy places the organism in Eukaryota, Metazoa, Mollusca, Bivalvia, Pectinida, Pectinidae.